GAGAGCGCGCGCCUGACAACAGCAUUAAAGUACCGCCAGGUUUAUUGUACGUUUAUGUCCCAGCGUUAGUUGGAGACGGGACUGAGAGUAGGCUAACUCAAUGUCCCCCGCUUUUACCGCUUAUGCAUCAAGUGAUUUGGAGUUUCACAUUAGGAACUAAUAAUCUAAUCAGCGUCGCUGGAGGCUGAUUUGCUCCAUCGCCGCACCUCUGACUCUGCUUAAGACUGAAUCUCACAGGCUUAACCAUGCCUGUCGAAAACAGCGACCAGGAGAGCAUGCUGAGCUAUCAGAGGCCUGAUGAGGAGGUAGUGGUGGACCACGGUGGCACAAGCUCAGUCCUGAAUAUCCACUAUGAAAAAGAAGAGCUAGAAGGUCAUAGGACUCUGUUUGUGGGUGUGCGGAUGCCCAUGGCCAGAGAGUCUCACCGCCACCACCGGCCGCACAGCUCCAGACACCGCAGGAGAUCUGAGAGGAUAAGGUCUGGAAGUGUAGCUCAGGGAGAAGGAAACACAGAAAGUGCUUCACACGAUACCCCGUCCCAGAGGGUUCAGUUUAUUCUGGGCACUGAGGAGGACGAGGAGCACGUGGCACACGAGCUCUUCACUGAACUUGAUGAAAUCUGUGUUAAAGACGGCAAAGAUGCAGAGUGGAAGGAAACCGCUAGGUGGUUAAAGUUUGAGGAGGAUGUUGAGGAUGGAGGCGAGAGGUGGAGUAAACCAUACGUAGCUACGCUCUCCCUUCAUAGUCUGUUUGAACUACGGAGCUGUAUCAUUAAUGGAACAGUGCUGUUAGACAUGAGGGCCAACAGCAUCGAGGAAAUCGCAGACCUGGUGCUUGACCAUCAGGAGGCAGCUCAUGAACUGGAUGACAGUGUGAGGAUGAAGGUUCGAGAGGCACUUCUCAAAAGACAUCACCACCAGAGCGACAAAAAGAGGAACAACCUGCUACCCAUGGUCAAAUCCCUCACCGAGUCGGGCCGAAGGCAUAGUGAACCUCAUUCUAUGGACAAGACUGGCCCUGCCACCUCUCCUCAGCCUCCACCUACAAGCACAGAUGUAAAGAAUGGAACAGCACAGGAAAACGGCCAGAUGGAACUCACCAAGGUGGACACACAUUUCAUGAAGAAGAUACCCACUGGAGCAGAGGCUUCCAAUGUGCUGGUUGGAGAGCUGGACUUUUUAGAGAAAUCCAUCAUAGCCUUUGUUCGCUUGUCUCCCGCUGUACUGCUCACAGGACUUACCGAAGUUCCCAUACCCACUAGAUUCUUGUUCAUCUUGCUCGGUCCGGAUGGAAAGGCCCAGCAAUACCAUGAGAUCGGUCGCUCCAUGGCCACCAUAAUGACCGAUGAGAUAUUCCACGAUGUCGCAUACAAGGCAAAAGACCGAAGUGAUUUGUUAGCCGGUAUAGAUGAGUUUCUGGAUCAAGUGACAGUUUUGCCCCCGGGAGAAUGGGACCCUUCUAUACGGAUAGAACCUCCUAAGAAUGUCCCAUCACAGGAGAAAAGAAAAAUGCCAGGCGUUCCUAACGGAACAGUUGUUCAGGUGGAGGAGGAGCAGCAUGGAGAACAUCAUGGACCAGAACUACAGAGAACUGGGAGGCUGUUUGGAGGUCUUAUUCUAGAUGUGAAGAGAAAAGCUCCAUUUUAUCUGAGUGAUUUUAAAGAUGGUCUGAAUCUGCAAUGUGUGGCAUCAUUCUUGUUCCUCUACUGUGCCUGUAUGUCACCUGUUAUUACCUUUGGAGGACUUCUGGGAGAGGCUACAGAAGGACGUAUUAGUGCGAUUGAGUCUCUUUUAGGAGCAUCAAUGACUGGAGUAGCUUACUCUCUGUUUGCCGGACAACCCCUAACUAUAUUGGGAAGUACGGGACCUGUUCUCGUGUUUGAAAAGAUUCUCUUCAAAUUCUGCAAAGACUUUAAGCUCUCUUACCUUUCCCUGCGCACUUGUAUUGGUCUCUGGACGGCGUUCCUGUGUCUGAUUCUCGUUGCGACGGACGCAAGCUCUUUGGUCUGUUACAUCACACGUUUCACGGAGGAGGCUUUCGCCGCGCUCAUCUGCCUCAUCUUCAUUUACGAAGCACUGGAGAAACUGUUCCAUCUCGGAGAACUGUACCCGAUCAACAGACAUGGAGAACUGGACAAACUCACAUUGGCAUUCUGUAGAUGUGCAGAACCUGAUAAUCCCAGUAAUAAAACAUUAGAACUGUGGAAUAAGAGGAACAUCACAUCCACUUCAAUGUCGUGGAGCAACCUCACCGUAACGGAGUGCUUAGAUCUUCACGGACAAUUUAUUGGUUCAGCGUGCGGACACCAUGGUCCCUACACCCCUGAUGUUCUCUUCUGGUCGGCCAUCUUGUUUUUUGGUACCUUCCUCCUGUCUACCUUCCUUAAACAGUUUAAGACUAGCAGAUACUUCCCAACACGGGUACGGUCAAUGAUCAGCGAUUUUGCCGUAUUCCUCACUAUUGUUUUUAUGGUCUUCGUUGAUUACAUCAUUGGAGUCCCAUCGCAAAAGCUACAAGUGCCAAACAAAUUCAAGCCGACACGCGAUGACCGUGGCUGGUUGAUAAACCCUAUUGGGCGAAACCCGUGGUGGACGGUGCUGGCUGCACCAAUACCGGCUCUUCUCUGCACCAUCCUCAUCUUCAUGGAUCAACAGAUCACUGCAGUCAUAAUAAACCGCAAAGAGCACAAACUACAGAAAGGCUGUGGGUACCAUUUGGAUCUUCUGAUGGUUGGAGUGAUGUUGGCUGUGUGUUCUAUUAUGGGUUUGCCCUGGUUUGUCGCGGCAACUGUCCUGUCGAUCUCCCACGUCAACAGCCUAAAGCUGGAGUCGGAAAGCUCCGCCCCUGGAGAGCAGCCUAAAUUUCUGGGUAUUAGGGAGCAGAGACUGACUGGUUUGGUUAUUUUUCUUCUGAUGGGCUGCUCUGUCUUUAUGACCGGAGCAUUACAGUUCAUUCCAAUGCCAGUGCUUUAUGGUGUUUUCCUGUAUAUGGGAGCCUCAUCCCUAAAAGGCAUUCAGUUCUUUGACCGUCUGAUGUUGUUUGGCAUGCCGGCAAAACACCAGCCGGACUUUAUUUACCUACGCCAUGUUCCUCUGAGGAAGGUUCACCUGUUCACCCUGACCCAACUUACUUGCCUGGUGCUUCUCUGGGUGAUCAAAACCUCCCCUGCCGCGAUUGUAUUUCCUAUGAUGGUUUUGGCGUUAGUGUUUAUCCGUAAGCUGCUGGAUAUCUGUUUCACCAAACGAGAGCUCAGUUACCUUGAUGAUCUGAUGCCUGAGAGUAUAAAGAAGAAGAAGCUGGAUGAUGAUUCCAAAAAAGCACAGGAGCAGGAGUCACAGGAGAUGCUGGUUGAUGACUGUGAUAAAGAUGCAGUGCAGAUCCCAUUGGAGAGCAAAGCUGUGUACUCACCUAGAACUCCAGAUCCCAGGACUGAUCCCUCUGAUAUUAACAUAUCUGAUGAAAUGUCUAAAACCACUGUAUGGAAAUCCCUCAGUUCCAAUCACAAGGAUACACAAUAAAAAGGAGGUACCAAGAAGUACGUCGACAGACUGAAGAAAUUACAUACUUGGCAUCGGUUGUUUAAAACUCAGUUUUACGACUGAAUUGUAGGACUUUUUAAGUCACGUGCUAAAAAUAUGAAUAUUUUAGUUAACUAUUUCCCACACACAGAACAAAAUACAGCACAAAAAAGCUCACAGCCCUGAUUUAUGUAUAGCUGUGUGAGUAUGGUGUGAUGUACAGGUGUGUCAAUGUGUGUGAACCUAUGUGCAUAGAGGAGAACAAACUCUCUACCCAACCCAGGUUAUUUUUAAUGUUUAAUUCACUUUUAACAAACGUAAACGUCUCCGUGCUGUGCUGUAAAGCGUUGCGUGUAUAUUUUGUUUGGUAAUCGUCCGUUUCUCAUUUGUAGUAUAAUAUAACUGAUCAAAAUGUCUUCAUUUUUUGCUGUGAACUUGCUGUAUGUAACUGUAUUUGUUUAUCAUCAAAAUAACAUUCACAGAGUGCCGCAGGGAUGACAUAUUUUUGUAGGCCUACCCGGAAGUUAGCGGGACACUUCAACGUUUUGUCCAACAACAAUGAAAAAAAUUAUUCAUUUAAUUUACUCAAUUUUUUAAGGUAAGUGGUCGCAAUCAAUUUAUUUAAGCUACAUUUAAACAAAACUUUUUUGUUUUGUUUUGUAUUAAAAAAAUUCACUGUAAAAAAAAUCCGUAGAAAUUACAAUGUUAUUGCAGCUGGGUUGCCGGUAAUUUACCGUAGAUUUAAAUUUAUGUUAUUUGUUAUGGCAAGAGUUUGUUCAAAGUUAAAUAAAUUUUAAAUAUUAACAAGUCUUUAUCUUUACAGAAUAAAACUAUACAACAACAGCCUCAUGCAAAACAUUCUGGGAACCAGAAAUCAUCAUCAACCUUUUUCUGUUUUUUUUUUUUGCUUCAGAUUUUGUUUCCCAGAAUGUUUGCUUGAUGCUGUUUUUUUAGUGUUACACUGUAAAGAAAAAGACUUGUAAAUGUUUAAUGUUCAUUUAACUUUGAACAAAAUGUUGCCAGUAAAAAACAUAAACGUAAAUCUACGGUAUAUUACCGGCAACCCAGCUGCAAUUUCGGUAUUUUUUUACAGUAGCUUAAAUAAACUGAGCUAAAAAAAAAGCUUUAAAAAAUUGAGUAAAUUGAAUGAAUAAUUUUUUCAGUUAAGUUAAUCUUUAGAGACACAACCUUUUAUGAUUUUUGAAGUCUAUGGGGCGGUUUCCAGGACUGGGUUUAGAUGAAUCCAGGACUAGGCCUUAUUUAGAGAUUUAAGUAGUUUUUACAAACAUAAACUUGUUUAAUUUUUUUGCGAUAAUCCAAAAAUCUAUGGGGAAAAAAUGUAAAGGAUUUUUAGCAAGGGAACCAGUGUCCCGAUAAUUUCUGGGUUGGCCUACAACUGCGGCACUAAGUCUGUGUGUUUAAAGGGACACUCCACUUUUUUUUAAAUAUGCUCUUUUUUCAGCUCCCCUAGAGUUAAACAUUUGAUUUUUACCGCUUUGGAAUCCAUUAAGCUGAUCUCCGGGUC
Messenger RNA from Paramisgurnus dabryanus, 5043 nucleotides. RefSeq names its product solute carrier family 4 member 8 (gene slc4a8). The record is from RefSeq and is a predicted model, not a curated record. NCBI's taxonomy places the organism in Eukaryota, Metazoa, Chordata, Actinopteri, Cypriniformes, Cobitidae. Gene Ontology annotation, cellular component: plasma membrane. Gene Ontology annotation, molecular function: sodium:bicarbonate symporter activity; monoatomic anion transmembrane transporter activity; solute:inorganic anion antiporter activity. Gene Ontology annotation, biological process: regulation of intracellular pH; transmembrane transport; monoatomic anion transport.